Danaus chrysippus (African queen) is the source of this 375-nucleotide messenger RNA. The record is from the annotation of a GenBank genome assembly. NCBI's taxonomy places the organism in Eukaryota, Metazoa, Arthropoda, Insecta, Lepidoptera, Nymphalidae.
AUGGACAAAGAAGAAAGUCCGAGAACUUCGAAAUAUAACGAAACUGUUCUGACCCCAACCAUGAGACAAAACACUAAAGGAGAGAUCGUAGUCGAAAAAUUCGUCGAAUCUCUCAUGUCCAGCGAGAAAUACUUGAAAAUAAUAGAAACUAUUGAAGAUAGGAUGACUCAUUUGGAGUCUAUAUUUCACGAGAGGUCCAAUUCGAUUCUAAAAUAUCUGUUGGAAGUUUUAAGAGCUGUCAAGAAUCCACCGGCCGAAGUGAUGGAGAGGGCAUUCAAAAAUCUCAAACAUGACCUAGACAGGUUGAAGUUUUCAGUGUCUCACAAAACGGGAACUGCUCCUAAACUAAGAGUUAUAUACUAUCGCAUGGACUAA